This is a messenger RNA of Fusarium coffeatum, 669 nucleotides long. RefSeq lists its product as uncharacterized. Gene Ontology annotation, molecular function: NADH dehydrogenase (ubiquinone) activity; 4 iron, 4 sulfur cluster binding; quinone binding. Gene Ontology annotation, biological process: electron transport coupled proton transport; mitochondrial respiratory chain complex I assembly; aerobic respiration. The record is from RefSeq and is a predicted model, not a curated record. Lineage: Eukaryota; Fungi; Ascomycota; Sordariomycetes; Hypocreales; Nectriaceae. The transcript is spliced from 4 exons. The coding region runs from base 1 to 669 and encodes 222 amino acids.
AUGUUGUCCUCUACGCGAUUUGGAGCCUCAAUGGCCCUCCGAGCCAAGCCUACGACUGCCGUUAUCCCCUUCCGAACCGCCGCUGCCGCUUUCACGACCAACUCUCGCCGCGAUGCGAGCGCUGUCCAGACUCAAUCAGCCACCGGUGUAGGCAAUGUCCGCCGAGAGGUUCCUCUUCCCAGCGAAAUUGCUCCUAAGGGUGCUCUCCAAUACGCGCUGACCACACUCGAUGCCGUCACCAACUGGGCUCGCCAGUCCUCUCUCUGGCCUAUGACUUUCGGUCUGGCUUGCUGUGCCGUCGAAAUGAUGCAUCUUUCUACACCACGAUACGAUCAGGAUCGUCUCGGUAUCAUUUUCCGUGCCUCGCCCCGACAGUCCGAUGUCAUGAUUGUUGCCGGAACUCUUACCAACAAGAUGGCUCCUGCUCUCCGACAGGUUUACGAUCAAAUGCCUGAGCCCCGCUGGGUUAUUUCCAUGGGUUCUUGCGCCAAUGGCGGUGGAUACUACCAUUACAGCUAUUCAGUCGUUAGAGGCUGUGAUAGAGUCGUACCUGUGGACGUGUACGUGCCUGGAUGCCCUCCUACAAGCGAGGCUCUCAUGUAUGGUAUCUUCCAGUUGCAGCGAAAGAUGAGGCAGACCAGGAUCACCCGCCAGUGGUACAGGAAGUAG